AUGGCGACUGACUCGUAUAGCUUCCCGGUGAUGAUUGAUGGUGUGUCCUCGGAUGACGAAGUGACUACUGCGGCGCCUGGUGUUGAUCGCCUCACACAGUGUAUACGUAAAAUACCGAGCGGCAACACGUACUUUCACGGCGCACGGUCGUUCGUGGCGGAAAGGGAAUGCCGGGACAGACUAUAUGAGUAUCCGUGUAUAACGAGGAUUUUACUCUCGUCCGGCUUACUCAGUCUGGGGCCAAUGCUGUUUGAUGUUUGGUAA
Molecule: messenger RNA, 264 nt
Organism: Macrosiphum euphorbiae (potato aphid)
Lineage: Eukaryota; Metazoa; Arthropoda; Insecta; Hemiptera; Aphididae
Source: the annotation of a GenBank genome assembly